Messenger RNA from Mustela erminea (ermine), 2548 nucleotides. RefSeq names its product regulator of calcineurin 1 (gene RCAN1). Gene Ontology annotation, cellular component: nucleus; cytoplasm. The coding region runs from base 188 to 937 and encodes 249 amino acids. Gene Ontology annotation, molecular function: calcium-dependent protein serine/threonine phosphatase regulator activity; nucleic acid binding. The record is from RefSeq and is a predicted model, not a curated record. The transcript has 4 exons. Lineage: Eukaryota; Metazoa; Chordata; Mammalia; Carnivora; Mustelidae. Gene Ontology annotation, biological process: calcium-mediated signaling.
CCCGGGGCUGGGCGGGGCCGGCGUGCGAAGGCCGCGUCCGGGGGAGCCGUGGUGACCGCCGCCGGCUGUGACGGCAGCCGGAGGGGUUUAACCGCGGAGUCGGCGGGCGGGAGAGCGCGAAGAGCGCGCGCUCGAGCCCGGCUCAGCCGACGGGGGCGCACGGGGACGCGCGAGCUCCGGCGCGGGGAUGGAGGACGCCGUGGCCGGGCCCCGGCUCCGGGCGGCGGCCGAAGCGGCCGAAUCGCGAGCUCAGCCGGGGGUGACGCUGCGGCCCUUCGCGCAGUUGUCGGGGGAGGCCGAGGCCGACGAGGGCGGCGGCGACUGGAGCUUCAUCGACUGCGAGAUGGAGGAGGUGGACCUGCAGGACCUGCCCAGCGCCACCAUCGCCUGCCACCUGGACCCGCGCGUGUUCGUGGACGGCCUGUGCCGGGCCAAAUUCGAAUCCCUCUUUAGGACGUAUGACAAGGAUAUCACCUUCCAGUAUUUUAAGAGCUUCAAACGAGUCCGAAUAAACUUCAGCAACCCCUUAUCGGCUGCAGACGCCAGGCUCCAGCUGCAUAAGACUGAAUUUCUCGGAAAGGAAAUGAAAUUAUAUUUUGCCCAGACUUUGCACAUAGGAAGUUCCCACCUGGCCCCCCCAAAUCCGGACAAGCAGUUCCUGAUCUCUCCUCCUGCCUCGCCGCCGGUUGGUUGGAAACAAGUAGAAGAUGCUACUCCCGUCAUAAAUUACGAUCUGUUAUAUGCUAUCUCCAAGCUGGGGCCAGGGGAGAAGUAUGAAUUGCACGCGGCGACCGACACCACCCCGAGCGUGGUGGUCCACGUCUGCGAGAGCGACCAGGAGAGCGACAGCGGCGACGAGAUGGAACGAAUGAAGAGACCCAAACCAAAAAUCAUCCAGACGCGAAGGCCGGAGUACGCGCCUCUGCAUUUGAGCUGAACUGGCGAGCCAGGGGGCAGAAGGAUUCCGAGUCACACUGGCGGGGAGGAACCUUGUACUGUGCAGGUGGCGGCUCACGACCUGGGAGGAGGCGGCGCGGGUCGGAGGGGCAGGAACUCCAGUUCCCGGUGCUCGGAGGAGCAUCCGGGCUCCGCCCCCUGGUUCUGAUGCUGCUCCCCCGGGCCGGCGUCCCGGCUUCCAGGAACGCCCCGGGCCCAUCACUGAGCUCAAGGUCAUCGCCCAAGGACAUUAGGGCCCGUCUCGAUGAAAACUGAUAACGAUAGUGUGUCGUACUCGUUCUCUCUGGUAGGUUCUGUGUUUGUCGAGGGCAGCCUCAUCCCCGGGUGCGGGGGGAGAGCCUUGUCUUUCUGGCCAGCCUGCGGGGAGGCUCUCUCUACUGCUGGGAGGAGGCACCCCCGAAGCCUCGAAGGGUCUGGUGCAGAAACGUCGUGAAAACGAGAACAAGGCAAUGUGGGAUUUGUAGUGUUUCAUUUUUCUCCCCCCUCAUGUUCUAAUGUUUGUGCAUGUAUAUUACUGAUUUUCAGAACUAACCCUUGUUCGUGUAUAGAGUUAUGCCAUUGUUGUUUUGCAUCUUCUGGAGGACGGGAGAGCGUUUGGAAAAUCGGUCACCUUUCCAGAUUCAUGACUCUCUUUGCAACAGCACCCGCACGGGGCGUCCCAUCUGGAUACAUCAGCCCCCGUCCUUUCCCACGCCACAUCUACCUGUGCUUUGGCAAAAAAAGUCAAUCUGAAAUUCCUAUGUCAGGUUUCACUCUAUAAAAAAUUCAAAGAAUAGCAGUUUCACUGCCAACUUUUAGUGGGUGAGAAAUUUUAGUUUUGGUCUUUUGGGUCAGACAUUGGUUCCAUUUCUUUCUUUUACAUGGCGAUUUACACACAUGAAUCAUAGCCCCCCCCCCCAAAAAAUAAAAACACCUUUUGGGGGAGUUCUUGGUUGAGAUAGUUGACUUUUUUUUUACCCCACUAAAACAUCAAGAUAAACUUGUAAAUAAAGCUGAUAGCAUAUAUUCAUACCUAUUGUACACGUGGGCGAAAAAUACGGCUGUGGAAGAAUAGUGUCAGAUAUUACCCUACUCGUGACUUGUGUGUUGUAGAAAAUGCUGUUAAAUGUUGGAAAGGACUUGAAUUCAAAGCAUGCAAAGUGGCUCGUACAUGUGUGGUCAAAUGGAAGAGACGCAGUGCCUUUCCCCAUUAAUUCCUGAUGGAAUCGUUAUACUUGGUUAGUCUGUAAUUUUUUUUUUUCUAGUUGUAAUGUGUACGUCCGGUAAAGAGGUAUUCUAUUUUGGCCUUACAAUACCAUAGCAAAAUUGGUCGUUUUGAAAUACCUAAUGCCAAGUAACAGUGCAUGCUUUGGAAAUUCGGAAGGUGGUUUCCUUUACGAAGCAAAUACAUUUGAUUGUUCCUAUCCAGAAAUUGACUGAAUGUUCUCAAACCCCUGUUUACAGUACUUGCUGAAGGGGGAGGCAGGCGAGGGAGAGACCAUCGCAUAGCUGUUCAAAUGUUCCUGGUUAAGUGCUUUUAAACUGGAGAGGCUAACCUCAAAAUAUUUUUUUUAACUGCAGUCUAUAAUAAAUCAACACAAUAUACUCUUUA